AGAAAUCUUUGAUGAAAAACAAUCUCUUCAAAAAGGUUUCCUACUAAGAAGUGGCAAAAGUGGGACUGAGAACAGGAGAAGAAAAAGCUAGAAUAAAUCAUUCCAAACGACUAUAAAAAAAUAUAAAUUAAAGUUUUUCCGCAAGCAGCUUGCAAAAGAGCGAGACGGAAGAUGAUUACUUGAGGUGUUUGUUUUUUUUUUCAUACAAAAAAUGGCCUAAUUAAAAUAAAGGUGAAAACACACCGGAAUAUGUUCAUAAUGAAACGGAAAACGAUGAUGAAAACUAUGUUGAAGCGCGACAAAGCAACAAUGGUGGAGACAGAGACAACAACAAUGACUGGUGAUGUAUUAUCAACAACAACAACAACAUCAACAAUGACGGGCAGCAACAUUUGUGUGUUGUGCCGGCAAGAUAUACUGCUAGAUACAUGUUGCUGCCGGCAAGCAGUUGGUAUUAAAAGUGAACGUUGGACUCUUUUUCCACACACAAAAACCUCCAAACUGGAAUCAACAACCGGCAAAACGAGUCAAAUACGAAGUAACGGCCAUCGCCCGAACGAUGGCGCCGAUGAAGAUGCUGCGAAAAACAAUCGUCGACAUCGCGACUAUUUUAAUAUCUACAACAAUUGUCACAAUAUAUUGCGAACGCUGCAAUCGCUGUUGUUGUUGAUGUUAGAUUGCGGCAUUUUUAAUAAGCGACGCCGACGACAAGAGGACGCAAUACCAGCGACAAUUAAACAAGAUAAAUGUGUAAAUUAUACAAAAUUCCUAUUGCUGUUAAAUACCGCACUGGCAGCAGCAGCAGCAGCAGCAGCAACAACAACAACAACAACAACAACAACAACACCAACAAGACUGAGUUUAAGCCGUAACAAUUACAACAAACACCAACAAGAACAUAAUCAACUGAAACAACAUCAAAUUCAACGAAAAGUUGAAGAUCAAACGGAAAAGCAACAUUGUAAAAAUAACAAAAAUUACCAUCCUUGGAAUCAAAGUCUGAUAUGGAUAUUAUUAAGCCUCAGUUUACUGGCCAAUCAUGCCACAGCCACAGUCAUUGUGGGGCAAACGAAGAAGCACCAGCAGCAGCGAAUGUUGUUACCCCAACAACAUCACCUGCAGCAGCAUCACAACAACAACAACGACGAUUUAUCCGAUAAGUUGGAACAGUUUGCGGAAUCCACAAGAUUGCGAAGAGAUGUGGGCCAAACGAAUGAUAUAGUUCGAUUGUCACGAAAUGAAACAACUUGCAAAUCGAUGGAUAUCCGAAACACACCAGCAAACUUUUAUCUGCUGGAAAAUUGCACCACCAUCGAGGGUUUCCUACUCAUCACAUUGAUGACGAACGUGACCAUAGGACCAAAUCAUUCGUUUCCCCUCCUGAAAGAGGUCACCGAUUUCAUUGUUGUCUUUCGUGUAAACGGACUACAUUCGCUAUCGCAAAUAUUUCCCAACUUGAAUGUUAUCCGAGGCAAUAAUCUGUUCGAUGGCUAUUCCUUCAUUGUAUAUUCGAACCCGGAUUUGGUGAAUUUGGGACUGUCCAAUCUGCGUUCGAUUUCGCACGGCGGUGUGCGGAUUGAGAAAAAUCGGGUUCUAUGCUAUGUGGAAACGAUAGACUGGUUGCAUCUCAUGGCCGAGAAUGCCACUCAGUCGGAGGUGGUGUUGCAGAUGAACGGCAGGGAAAGGGAUUGUCCCAAGUGUGCGGAGGAGGACAAACUAAUAGGAGAUGGUCAGGAUUCCACGGCACUUAGCGUGCCAGGACAAAGUGGGGGUUGUCGGGAGCAUGAUAAUCACAAACGCUACUGCUGGGACUCGAAGCAUUGCCAAACAAUUUGUCCCAAGGAGUGUCGGAAUAACUGCAUCGAUGAGAAUACUUGCUGUAACAAGGCCUGCUUGGGGUGCACCCUCGACAACAAUGGGAUCCAGAGAUGCAUAAGCUGUCGCUUUUUAUCGAUCAACAACACCAACUGUGUGGACACCUGUCCGCCGGGCUUGUAUCAGUAUGACAAGCGUUGCAUUACGGCGGAAGAGUGCAUCCAAAUUGGCACUCGGUUCGACAGUGGAGACAAGCCUCUGGCGCCUUUUGCAGGUCAGUGCACCACGCGCUGCCCGAAGGGUUACUCGAUUGAGAAUCACAAGUGUAUCAAGUGCAAGGAUGGAAAAUGCGAGCGGGUGUGCCAAGCGGGGAUUAUCGAAAGCUUGGACAGGGCCAAGGUAUACGAAGGUUGCACCGUAAUUGGUGGAAAUUCAACGGGUCCCUUGGUGAUAAGCAUCAAGCGAGAGGGCGAUGCCCACGUUAUGGACACUUUGGAGCUUUAUUUGGGUCAAAUUCGUACCAUAAAAACCUCCCUGAAAGUGCAUCUGACCUUCGGCCUCACCUCUCUGCGGUUUUUUAAAUCCCUGACGGAAAUUGUGGGCGAUCCACCAAUGGACAAGAAUCAAUAUGCUUUGUAUGUGCUGGAGAAUAAUGAUUUGGAGGAGAUAUGGGGACCCAAUCAGACGGUGUACAUCAGGAAUGGCGGUGUCUUCUUUCACUUUAAUCAAAAGCUGUGCGUGUCCACGAUCAAUAAGCUGCUGCCCAUGCUGGCCUCCAAACCGCAGUCCUUUAACAAUAGCGAGGUGGCUACCGAUUCCAACGGAAGUCGUGGCUCAUGUGGCACUUUGCCUUUGAACGUUUCAGUGACAUCUGUGAGCGCCAUAAUGGCCAUUUUGGCGGUGGACACAUCGAUGGUGGCGGAGGGCGAACCGACUGGGCCAAGCAAUGCCACAAUUAUUUUCAAGGAUCCUCGCGCCUUUAUUGGUUACGAGUUCUUUUACAUGAUAGAUCCAUAUGGUAAUGCUACCAAGAGCAACGAGCAGCUCUGCGAUAAUCCCUGGACAUUUGUGCCAGCUGAUACGAAGGGAAUUACGAGCUUUAUGAAUCUACAACCAUACACACAAUAUGCUUACUACGUACGCACCAAGGCCAUUUUCUCGGAGCUGACAAAUGCUCAAAGUGAGGUGCAGCAUUUUAUGACAAAACCCGCUCAGCCGUCACAGGUAUCCAGCGUAAAGCUCACUUCCAUCUCGGACUCGAAAAUUUACGUGACUUGGGAUUAUCCAAUUAGUCCACACGGAAAGCUAACACAUUUUCUGGUCAUAGCGGAACGGAAUGAACAACAUACCAACAAUCCCAAGGAUAUGGCAUCAGAACGACAAUACUGCGAGAGUCCUAUUACAAAGGCAAGUGACAUUGAUACCGAACUUGAGACACCGAAACCAGUUUUAAAGCCGGAUCCAUUGGCCGGUGACUGCAAAUGUGAUUCCACUGGUACCCAGAAGAACAGUCAAGAGAAUUACAGCGAUCAAAGGAUUCAAUCGUUCAUCGAGUUUGAGAAUACCCUGCAGAAUUUUAUCUAUGUUCCAAAAAAAGAAAGUGAAUUUCUUGGCGUCGACAGAAACAAGUCGGGAUCACCGGCUAAGGGAGCACCUCGAGUUAUUAAACCAGGAAGUGGUGCAGCUUUUGAUUCCAAUGCUAUUGCGAAUCCACCUUCCCGCCAACGGAGAGAAGCCAUUGACUUGGAACCCGACUUGGAUGAGCGAUUUGGUAGUGUUUUGCUCCGUCAUGUACGCUCCACCACAUCCACCAAGGAUAAGGCUGUAAACCUAACCAAAACGGCGAAUGUUACGCAAGGCAAUGAAAUGAUUGUAAACCUUACGGAUAACUUUGUGGUGGUGCCGAUCAAUCAGACGAACUUUACCUUUGAAAAUUUACAUCAUUUCACUCGGUACACCAUCUACAUAAGUGUUUGUAGAGAAAUGAUUGCAAAUGAUAAGGAGCAAUCCUGCAGUAAUAACUCUACAAACUAUAAAGUAACUAAGAAAAGGGAGGACGUUGAUUUGGCUCGAAAUUUGACCUUGGCUUUGGAAAUUGGAAAUAAUACGCGUGCCGCUGUGCGAGCCUUUUGGCUGCCACCGCUCGAUCCCAAUGGUGAAAUUGUUACCUACACACUGGAAUACCAAUUGCAGAAACCGGACACGGUGGUGGAGACCAAGUGCAUUCCUGUGGCUAACUAUAGCGUCACGGAUGGAUACACCCUUAAAGGCGUUAGCGAAGGACUAUAUCGUAUCCGAGUGCGGGCCAAUUCAUUGGCAGGAUAUGGAGUGUACACGGAUUAUAUCUCCAUUAUUGUACCGCCUCCGCUGAGCUUUUACACCGCCAUCGCUGUGGUUUCGGUCAUAGUCACUGUCCUGGCCUUUGCCUUCCUUGUGGGUUACAUCCGAUACUUGCAUAAGAAACGAGGACCAAAUGAUUUACAUAUGAACACAGAGGUGAAUCCAUAUUAUGCCAGCAUGCAGUAUAUCCCUGAUGACUGGGAGGUGCUAAGGGAGAACAUUAUACAGUUGGCGCCUCUGGGCCAAGGAUCCUUUGGCAUGGUGUACGAAGGCAUUAUCAAGUCAUUCACCAAUGGCGUUGUGGAUCGCGCGUGUGCCAUUAAAACUGUCAACGAGAAUGCCACUGACAAGGAACGGACAAACUUCCUGAGCGAAGCCAGCGUGAUGAAGGAGUUCGAUACGCACCAUGUGGUCCGAUUGCUAGGUGUCUGCUCCCGCGGUCAGCCCGCUCUGGUGGUCAUGGAGCUAAUGAAAAAGGGCGAUCUCAAGUCAUAUCUGCGAGCGCAUCGUCCCGAGGAUCGGGACGAAGCCAUGAUGGCCUAUUUGACCAGGAUUGGGGUCACGGGCAAUGUGCAGCCGCCGACCUAUAGCCGAAUCUACCAAAUGGCCAUUGAGAUUGCAGAUGGCAUGGCCUAUCUGGCGGCCAAGAAGUUCGUGCAUCGUGAUCUUGCUGCUCGCAACUGCAUGGUUGCUGAGGAUUUGACCGUAAAGAUCGGUGACUUUGGCAUGACGCGAGAUGUCUAUGAAACGGAUUACUAUCGCAAGGGUACCAAGGGUCUGUUGCCCGUUCGCUGGAUGUCCCCGGAGAGCUUGCGUGACGGUGUCUAUUCCAGUGCCAGUGAUGUGUUCAGCUUCGGUGUGGUUCUCUGGGAGAUGGCCACAUUGGCGUCGCAACCAUAUCAAGGACUUUCCAACGAGCAAGUGCUACGCUUCGUCAUCGAAGGCGGCGUGAUGGAGAGGCCAGAGAACUGCCCGGAUGUGCUUCAUCGGUUGAUGCAACGCUGCUGGCAUCAUCGGCCUGGAGCCAGGCCCAGUUUCCUCGAUAUAAUUGCCUAUCUGGAGCCACUGUGUCCCGAGUCGGACUUCAAGAAGGUCUCCUUCUAUUACUCGGAGGGCGGUCAGACGCAUCGUGAGAAGGAGCGCAAGGAGCGCAGCCAACUGGAUGCGUUUGCGGCGGUGCCAUUGGAUCAGGACCAGCAGGAAGCGGAACAGAAUGAGGAUGCCACCACACCAUUGCGGAUGGGCGACUAUCAGACCUACAAGCAGAACUCUUCCCUAGAUCAACCAGCGGAGAGUCCCAUUGCCUUGGUUGUGGAUGACCAUCAAGCAACGCACUCGCCAUUCAGCAUGCAGUCGGGAUUCAUAGCCAGCAGCACGCCGGAUAAUCAAACGGUGAUGGUGUCUGCAUUCCAAAAUCUACCCGCCUCGCAGAGUGAUGAUGCAGCGGCGCCUUACGUCUUACCGGAUCCGGACAACAACGAACGUGCCUAUGAGAUUUAUGAUCCAAGUCCCAAUUUCGCCGACUUGCCAACGAGUCGAAGUGGCAGCACGGGCGGCGGUGGAGGUGGAAGACUGAGUGGAGAGCAGCAUUUGCUGCCAAAGAAAGCCGGAAGACAGCCGGUCAUAAUGAGUAGCUCAAUGCCAGACGAUGUGAUUGGAGGUGGCGGAGGUGGCGGAUCGUCAUCGCUGCAACCCUCAACCGCUUCGGCGGCCAGCUCCAAUGCCAGCUCUCAUACCGGACGCUAUCCCAGUCUCAAGCGAGUGGUGGCGGAUACGCUGCGUAAUCGAGCCAACAUGAUCAAUCGUCAUCUCUUCAAUCAUCACAAGCGGACGGGCAGCAAUGCCAGUCAUAAGAGCAACGCCUCGAAUGCACCCAGCACCAGCACAAGCAACUCCAACCUGACCAGCCAUCCGGUGGCUAUGGGUAAUCUGGGAACCAUCGAGAGCGGUGGCAGUGGCUCAGCGGGCAGUUAUACGGGGACGCCACGAUUCUACACCCCGACAGCGGUCACUCCAAUUGCGAUUAGCGAUAAUCCCAACUACCGCCUGCUGGACGAAUCGAUGGGCAGCGAUGGGCAGGCCACCAUUCUGACCACAAGCAGUCCCAAUCCGAACUAUGAGAUGAUGCACCCGCCACCCAAGUCACAGCCACUCAGUCAUCGUGGUGGUAUCACCACAGAUAAUCCCAACUAUGUGGCCAUGAAUGAGCCAACGCAACCUGUCCAAAUGGCCGGUGUUACGAUAAGCCACAAUCCGAAUUAUCAGCCCAUGAUGGCGCCCAUAAAUGCUACCCAGAGCAGCUCCUCCGAAGAGAAUGAAGAUGAGGAGGAGGAAGCGGAUGAGGAGGAAGACGAGGAUGACGAUGUCGAUGAUGAGCAUGUGGAGCACAUCAAGAUGGAGCGAAUGCCACUGAGUCGACCCAGGCAAAGGUCGGCACCGCCAAGUCGGAGUCGUAGUGUCAGCCAAACGAGAAAGAAGUCGCCAACGAACCCGAACUCUGGUCUGGCAUCGACAGCCACAACGGCUGGCAACAUGUCCAAUCUGCUCAAGGAGAGCUGGUUGCGACCGGCGAGUGGAACAUCGAGGCCACCGCCACCGAAUGGCUUCAUUGGCAGGGAGGCGUAAUUAUAGUACCUCCUAAAUCCUUCUCUCUACUUCUGGUAGAGAGAAUUGUGUACAUAGAGGAGUAUGAGUAUGAUCACUAGGAUCUAGUGUAGCAAUCUUGACUUGGACUUGGACCAUGUCUGCAAAACUGAGCGUGGGUUAAGAGCUAAUCUUUGGUUAAUUUUUACAGACGAAAGCGAGCCUGUGGAAGUCAUUCCACUUUUGAACAUGGCAACAUUAUUUAUUACAAAGCUACUUCUACUAAAAUUGUUCAAAGAUUACCUACUAACGCCACCUCGUUCUAGAGAGAAGAUUGGUUCUUGAGAAACCACUGUACAUGUUUAAUACCCAAUAGUUUUUCGAUUAAGCCUAUUUAUAUUUACGUAUUUCGUUUAGUAUUUACGCUACAGUUAUUUUUUUGUUGUGUUUGUUUAUAUAUUAAUAAACUGCCGCAAUAGAAAAAUCAGAGACAGAGAGGAGAAGCAGUAAACCAUAGUUAAAGCAGAAGAAAACAAACAAAACAAAACAAAACAGAAGAUGAAGUCCUACAUGCAAAUAACAAAAAGUACAAAAGCCAACAACCAACCAACCUAAGUACCGUUUAAAAUAGACAUACAAAUUUCUACCAAUUAUUAAACUUACAUAACUCAUAACUACUACGUACAUACAUAUAUUAAUUACGAUAAUAUUUUUUAUUAGUACCUACCAAAACAACCACAGACACACACACACACACAGCAAGCAAUACAAAAUUACAAAACUAUAACUGUCUUCACUGAGUUUUUAGCUAGCAAUAAUAACCAUAAUUAUGCAUAAUUAUUCUUUUAUUAUCAGAAAAAUAUGAUAAUUGUAUGGGUUAACUUUUAGCGCCAAGUGUUGCUUGAUUUUCACACAAAACACAUUGUAGUAGUUUCUCUUACAUUUUUCUUCUCCUUUUUGUUUAUGCUUAAUUGUAAUAUUUAUUUGUACAUAAGGCGUAUCAUGUAGGAUAAAAGAAUGGAAUAACCCUUUGUUCACCUUUUUAACCAUAUAUUUUUUCUAAAUUAAUUUUCGUUGAAGCCAAGCUUCGAGAGAGGAGAAAAAAAAUAAAAACAAAAGAAAAACCAUAAUGUAAUUCGAACUGAGAGCUUAAGUAACUGAUGCAUCAUAAAUAAUAACACUGUAUACAAUCUGCUAACGUUUUUAUAUAUACAACCAGUUAUAUAUAUUGGAAGCAAAAGCAUUUUAUGUACUAUAACUAUAUACAUGAAAGCAAACACUAUAAAUGAAACGAAACAAAACAAAAGCAAAAAACUCCAUAGCAAACAACAUUAUUCUGCCAUAUGCCAUUAUAACUCAAAUACGAACAAGAAACUGGACGGAUUUUUCGUUUUUCUUACCACAUAUACACACAUAUAUAUUUAUAUUUAA
Messenger RNA from Drosophila serrata, 8169 nucleotides. RefSeq names its product insulin-like receptor. NCBI's taxonomy places the organism in Eukaryota, Metazoa, Arthropoda, Insecta, Diptera, Drosophilidae. Gene Ontology annotation, molecular function: protein binding. The record is from RefSeq and is a predicted model, not a curated record.